Molecule: messenger RNA, 2316 nt
Organism: Sinocyclocheilus anshuiensis
Lineage: Eukaryota; Metazoa; Chordata; Actinopteri; Cypriniformes; Cyprinidae
Gene: slc47a3
Product: solute carrier family 47 member 3
Exons: 17
Coding region: 109-1761 (550 amino acids)
Biological process (GO): xenobiotic detoxification by transmembrane export across the plasma membrane
Cellular component (GO): membrane
Molecular function (GO): xenobiotic transmembrane transporter activity; antiporter activity
Source: RefSeq, a predicted model, not a curated record
UCGAACUUUAUAUUCAGAACUACAGAGAUAAGAACAGCUUUCUAAAGGCGCGUGUUCCAGGUUCUGAAUCAGAUAUAGCUCUAUAUCUGAUAUAUCAAACCAUUUGUCAUGAUGAACGAACCAGAAAACACAUCCAGAUGUCAAGGGUGCUUGAGAUGUUUUAGUUUUUUACCUGUGCACUUUACAAGAGAAAUUGUAAACUUGUGCUCUCUAGCUCUGCCUGUGGUAAGUACAUUUUUGUCCUAUCUUUUCGACUAUUUAAUUAUUUUUGUAAGCACUGUGUUCUGUGGGCACCUGGGAAAGGUAGAGCUUGAUGGUGUGGCUCUUGCCACAGCUGUCAUCAGUGUUAUGGGUAUUGGUAUUGGUUAUGGCUUGUCCGCAGCAUGUGACACACUUAUUUCUCAGGCUUUUGGAGCUGGUAACUUACAUCUAGUUGGUGUUAUAACUCAGAAAGCAAUUUUAAUUCUGCUGCUCGCAUGUUUGCCAUGCUGUGCUUUUCUUAUCAAUACAGAGUCAAUAUUACUGCUUGUAGGGCAAAGCCCAGAGGUUGCCAGAGUAUCUCAGCUGUAUGUGAACAUUUUUUUGCCUGGUCUUCCGGCUGCUUUUGUGUUCAUUAUUGAAGCAAAAUAUCUACAGAAUCAGGGAAUUAUUUGGCCCCUGGUCAUUACCGGAGUAGUGGCAAAUCUCCUAAAUGCUUUAAUCAACUAUAUCUUCCUCUUUGUCCUGGACAUGGGUGUUCCUGGAUCAGCAGCUGCUAAUACAAUCUCACAGUACAGUUUGGCGAUCAUAUUGUUUAUCUACAUCCGAUGCACGGGUCUUCAUAAGCAUACUUGGCCUGGUUGGUCGAUGGACUGUUUGCAGGAGUGGGACUCAUUCAUCCAGCUGGCCAUUCCAAGUAUGCUCAUGAUGUGUGCAGAGUGGUGGACUUAUGAGAUUGGAGGACUGCUGUCAGGUCUGAUAAGUGAGGUGGAGCUCGGAGCUCAGUCAGUUGUGUAUGGACUGGCAAAUAUCGCAUAUAUGUUCCCUAUAGGGUUCAGUGUAGCUGGCAAUGUGAGGGUGGGCAAUGCCAUGGGAGCAGGAGAUGUUGCUCAAGCCAAGCUCUCUGCCAAACUCUCUAUUAUUUGUGCAGUCUCUGUUGCAGUGGUUUUGGCAACUGUCUUUGGUUCUUCAAGGAAUGUAAUUGCUUAUAUCUUCACAAAUGACAAAGACAUCACAAUGAGGGUUGCCACGGUAAUGGUUUUAUUCGCUCCUUUCCAUCUUCUUGACGCCACUGCGGCAGCAAGUGGCAGUAUAGUGAAAGGUCUGGCCAAGCAGAAGAUUGGGGCUGUCUGCAACCUUGUUGGAUAUUAUGCUGUUGGCUUUCCUAUUGGAAUAUCCCUGAUGUUUGCUGCGAAAUGGGGAAUUUUUGGUCUGUGGACUGGUCUGUUAAUUUCCGUCUUCCUUCAGUCAGUGUUCCUCAUUGUCCUUCUUUUCAAACUGAACUGGAAUAAAGCCUCUGAAGAGGCACAGAUCAGGGCUGGUGUACUGACGAGAGGGGCGGAUGAUGGUGCGCAAGAGGACGGCGGAUAUAUUGAGGGCUGUGAUGCGAAUAAUGCCACAGAUAUGGAUGGGCUAGUAAAUGAGGAGACUGAAGUGCUAGUUGCUACAGUGAGGGUGCAGCUGCCAUUGAGUGUGUUAGUGCUGCGCCGCGGUCUGGCUCUGGCAACUAUGCUAGUGCUCCUAGCUGCUGGACUCUCCGUUAAGUUCUUUCUAAAGAAAUGAUGAUGUUAUAACAGCUGAAGGACUGGUACUGGGGAAAUGUUAGAGUGUCUUAAAGCAGACAGAGAGUCCAGCCAGUGCAUGUCAGGGUGCCACCCAAAAGCAACCAGUACAACAUGUCCAUUAUGUCCACUUUGUACUGUAUCUGCAAGGCAGGUGAGGCCUGUCAGGCACAAAGCAGGGCAGCUUUCUGGGAUUUCAGACAAUGUCCAGGCAUUAAAUAUCAAGGUACUGUUUUGUUUACAUGACAUUGGCUAUGUCAUUUUGUACUUGCUCAUUUUGUAUUAAUGUUUAUAUUUAUUUAUAUAAAUAUAUUUAUUAAUAUGUCAUUUACUCAAAGAAAAACAACCUGUACAAUCCCAAGUCCUGCAAUAAAUCCAGCAUAUAAGGCUAUAUUCUCAUUCCCACAUGCUCUCACAUCUUUAUCAUCUCAUGAAUUUAUAUUAAAAAAGCAAAUGGUUUGCCGCAAACACAAAUGACAAACAUGAAUAUCAGGAACCUUUUUUAAAUGAAUGCUAUUUCAUGCACAAAAAUCUACUUUUCGCACACUGGUGUAAU